UGUACAUCAUAUUGUUAGAUUAGAGGGAAAUGACUCGUCGCCUUCGUCAACACAGAAUAUAUAAAUCUCAAAAUUCUAUAAUUCGAUAUUUUUUCCCAGAAUCAACCAGAUCUGCUUUCGAAGACGAAUCUAGCUAUUAGCCAUGGACAAACCGUACGGAUACGCGAGCGUGAGCAUGAGCGGCAUAGAUCGUUCCGCCGGAAAGGAUAUUGAUCUUGAGAUGGGAGUCGGAGAAGCGACGCUUUAUCCUGGGCUAAGUUACGGCGAGAAUCAGCUCCGAUGGGGAUUUAUUCGUAAGGUCUAUGGGAUUCUCUCAGCUCAGCUUCUUCUUACGACGCUUAUCUCCGCCGUCGUUGUUCUUAAUCCUCCUGUUAACGAUCUCUUGACCGGAUCUCCUGGGAUUCUUCUCUUCCUCUGCAUCGUUCCCUUCAUCUUAAUCUGGCCUCUGCACAUUUACCACCAGAAGCAUCCUGUUAACCUGAUCCUCCUUGCCCUCUUCACUGUUUCAUUGAGUUUCACUGUUGGUGUCAGUUGUGCUAUGACAGAAGGACGAAUUGUGCUACAAGCCUUGAUAUUGACUCUGUCUGUGGUCGGAUCUCUAACCGCAUACACUUUCUGGGCUGCAAAGAAGGGAAAAGACUUCAGCUUCCUUGGACCCAUUCUCUUCACCAGCCUCAUCAUUCUUGUAGUGACCAGCUUCAUCCAGAUGUUCUUCCCUCUUGGCCCGACUUCUGUUGCCGUAUACGGAGGAUUCAGUGCCUUGGUAUUCUGCGGAUACAUAGUCUAUGAUACCGACAACCUCAUCAAGCGUUUCACAUAUGACGAAUACAUCCUAGCAUCAGUAGCUCUCUACUUGGACAUCCUCAAUCUCUUCUUGACCAUAUUGCGUAUACUGAGGCAAGGCGACAACUGAAAGGCAUAAAACGAUGCUUCAGUGAUGUGAUCCAGUUUAUAACUAUAAGAGAAUCCAAAAGCCUUUAUGUGUGUAUAUCUGAUUUCUGUUUGGAGAAUUAAGUAUAUGAUGCUAUGUGGUUAAACGAUUGAUAUAAACAAAAUCAAGCAAUGUCGAUUUUCAACUUCAAAUAAAUUUGUUAAUUUUGGCGGAAUUUUGAUGCCUUUUGUCGUAUCCAUUUCGAUAUUCUGAUUGCUUAAGAGCAAAAGCAAACAUUGAUACCAAACGUUUGAAGAUUUAUUUACCAUCAUCGAUAAAUUGUUUUU
Messenger RNA from Arabidopsis thaliana (thale cress), 1218 nucleotides. Its product is annotated as Bax inhibitor-1 family protein. The coding region runs from base 143 to 913 and encodes 256 amino acids. The record is from RefSeq and is marked reviewed. The transcript has 4 exons. Gene Ontology annotation, cellular component: membrane. Lineage: Eukaryota; Viridiplantae; Streptophyta; Magnoliopsida; Brassicales; Brassicaceae. Gene Ontology annotation, biological process: calcium ion transmembrane transport.